UCAUCAUAUUUACGGUUUGAUGUUUGUUUAUAGGCGUGUGAGCUAGCUUGGAAUGGCUGUCUUCGCUCGGCGCCGGUUUUUAGCGUCGCGGCAAGCUGCACGGUUUUGUUUGCACGCAUCGGCGUGCAGGCCAGCUCCUGCUCCCUCGUGAUGUAUUUUUACAGGAAGCCCCCCAGGAACACCCCUGUCCAUAGCAUACCUCUGCGCUACCUCUUCGCCAGUGGGGCGGCAGGGCAGGCGGCGGGGCAGGCGGAGGCGGCGGGGCAGGCAGAGGCGGGGCCCCGGGGCGCGGUGCACGUGCUGUGGCACUACCACUUCUCCGCCUUCCGCCGAAAGCGCUGGGCUGCGUUCAUCCAGCGCGACCGCGCGCUCCACCGCGUCGCCAAGCAGCUCACGGGCGGCAGGCCCAAGGAGGAGGUGGUGGUGGGGUGGGGUUCGUGGGCCUUCCAGGGAGGGAAGGGCGGCUCCCCCAUCUCCGUCAGGGGCGGGCGCGCGCCGACGGGGCGGCUCAUCAAGCUGCUCCGUGAGCGCUACGCCAAGCAUGUGUUCAUCAUCGAUGAAUACAAGACCUCCAAGACCUGCUACAACUGCGGGUGUCAGGAGAUGGCCAUCAAGCGGCUUGGGGGGCUGAAGGAGGGGCAGCGGCCCUGGUCGGUCAAACUCUGCAACGACUGAUGCUUGACGACCUGGAACCGCGACGUCUCCGCCGCCAACGUGAUCCGUGUGCUCCUCCUGCUGAAGCUGAUGUAUGGGCUUCGAGCGGCCGACCAAGCUGCAGCGGCCGCCAUGGCCGCCGCCGGCGGCGGGGCCAGGCUGAGAGCCUGAACGGCGCUAGCAGGGCGUGGGGCUGAGGGUGCACGUGUCGAUUGGCGGCGAGUGACGUGACUAGUUUGUUAGCUGCGGGUUAGCACGGACUGUGCACCCCACCCAACCGGCCACGUCCGGAUUUGCGGGGAUGCCAAAGGCCCCCAACAUAGAGGCGUGUGCUUAGUAGGCGCCCGCGUCAAGGUGGCUGGGUUGAUAACGACCCGGGAUCAGCCCUUUUCCUGCCUCCCUAAGGCAGCCACCUCCUUGUUACAGGAAUUGUCAGUAAUUGAUAUCCACCUUGAGCUCUCGUGUACGUCGCACUUUACCCCGGGUAUGGCCAGGCUGUGCAAGGGGCAAGAAAGCUCAGAAUCCCACCCCAUGCUCGAAAU
Molecule: messenger RNA, 1196 nt
Organism: Chlamydomonas reinhardtii
Lineage: Eukaryota; Viridiplantae; Chlorophyta; Chlorophyceae; Chlamydomonadales; Chlamydomonadaceae
Exons: 3
Coding region: 151-675 (174 amino acids)
Source: RefSeq, a predicted model, not a curated record